This is a messenger RNA of Daucus carota subsp. sativus, 1347 nucleotides long. RefSeq lists its product as uncharacterized. NCBI's taxonomy places the organism in Eukaryota, Viridiplantae, Streptophyta, Magnoliopsida, Apiales, Apiaceae. The coding region runs from base 44 to 1177 and encodes 377 amino acids. The transcript has 12 exons. The record is from RefSeq and is a predicted model, not a curated record.
UAUUACUGUAGACAAAGAAUACUGAUUAUUUUCUUUGUUUUAAAUGUUUAAGUUCGACCUAGGGACCAAUGCAUUCCCAUCCCUUGAUAGUUCUUACUUUAAGCGCAAGUACUCAGGGCUCUCAACCAAGUCACUGUUGAAUGUUUGGGCUACUUUUAUUAAUAAGGGCUCCGCGCAAGAUGAAAGCAAUCAGAAGAUUUGGGUUGCAACGAAUCCUCGAGGCGCUGAAAGGCUACCCCCUGGUAUCGUCACAUCCGAGUCUGAUCUAUAUAUCCGCAACUCUUCUGCUCUGCCUACUGAGGAAACAAGUGACAAAGCAAAGUACCUUCUAACCUUUACGGUUGGUUAUGACCAGAAAGACCACAUUGAUAGAUCAGUGAAAAAGUUCUCUGAAGAAUUUACUGUUCUGCUGUUUCACUAUGAUAACCGUGUAUCUGAAUGGGAUGAAUUUGAGUGGUCAAAGCGGGCUAUUCACCUCAGUGCUCCGAAGCAAACUAAAUGGUGGUUUGCAAAACGUUUUCUGCAUCCUGACAUUGUUGCUCCUUAUGAUUACAUAUUCAUUUGGGAUGAGGACCUUGGAGUCGAUAAUUUUGAUCCAGAUGAAUACAUCAGACUGGUAAAGAAGUACGGAUUGGAUAUAUCACAACCUGGUUUAUCUCCAGAUAGUAAAACUACAUGGCUGAUGACCCGGAAACAAGAUGACAGUGAAGUUCACAAAUCAACAAUCGAAAGACCUGGUUGGUGUCAAGGUCCACAUGUGCCACCUUGUGCAGCAUUUAUUGAAAUCAUGGCCCCUGUAUUUUCACGAGAUGCAUGGCGUUGUGUUUGGCAUUUAAUUCAGAAUGACUUGGUCCAUGGAUGGGGUCUUGAUUUUGCACUUAGGAAAUGUGUACAGCCUGCACAUGAGAAAAUAGGAGUGGUAGAUUCUCAGUGGAUUGUUCAUGCUUCAAUUCCUACGCUGGGAAAUCAGGGUGUAGAAGGGGACGGAAGAACACGAUGGGAAAUGGUGAGGGAAAGGUGUCGAGAUGAAUGGGCAACGUUCCAGAAUCGUUUCAUCGAUGCAGAGAGAUACUAUUACGAGUCAAAGGGAAUUGAUGUUUCUAAUUACACAAGCUCAAUAGGAGGAGGCCACAUUCAUACCAGCAAAUUCGAUGUAGAUCCAGCAACUACAGAGUAGAAGGCAGUCGCUGUCUGUAAAAAAUGUCAUAUGGUACCCCAAAAGGUCAGAAUUACUCCAGUUGGAGGCAAGUUUUAUCGACUUAAGUCGCUUGUAAGCUAAAUGUUCCUUUAGGUUUCAUCUUCAUUAGGCGAUUAUUUAUUUCCAUAACCAAGAAAGUAUAAACCGCA